AUGUCGAAUGGGUAUUCCGCAGACAAGAGUUUCCGCUACCUCAUCUCGUGCUUCAGGGCCAGAGUGAAAAUGUACAUCCAGGUGGAGCCUGUACUGGACUACCUGAGCUUCCUGACUGCAGAGGACAAGGAGCAGAUUCAGAGGACGGCUGUCACGGCCGGGAACAUGCACGCAGUGGAACAGCUUCUGAGCACCUUGGAGAAGGGGGUCUGGCCCCCCGGCUGGGCUCGAGAAUUUGUGGAGGCCCUGCAGAGAGGGGGCAGCACUCUAGCCGCCCGCUACAUGAACCCGGAGCUCACUGACUUGCCCUCUCCGUCAUUUGAGAACGCACAUGAUGAAUGUCUCCAACUACUGAACCUCCUUCAGCCCACUCUGGUAGACUCGCUUCUGGUUAGAGAUGUCUUGGAUAAGUGCGUGGAGGAGGAACUGUUGACAGUUGAAGACAGAAAUCGGAUUUGUGCUGCAGAAAAUAAUGGAAAUGAAUCGGGUGUAAGAGAGCUACUAAAAAGGAUCGUGCAGAAGGAAAACUGGUUUUCUACAUUUCUAAAUGUUCUUCACCAAACAGGAAACAAUAAACUUGCCCAAGAGUUAACAGGCGUUGAUUACUCAGAAAAAAACGCAGGGAAUGAGAAUUUAUCACAGGAAGAUGGUGCUGAAAGUGAAGAGCCACAUCUUCCGGCAACAGAUCAGCCAUGUCCAGGGACAGAGAAUGGGGGCAUCGAGAACAAUUCAUUAGAAUCAUCUCUUGCAGAUUCUUCUAUAGUUUCAGAAUCAGACACAAGUUUGGCAGAAGGAAGUGUCAGCUGCUUAGAUGAAAGUCUUGGACAUAACAGCAACAUGGGCAGUGAUUCAGGCACCAUGGGAAGUGAUUCAGAUGAAGAGAAUGUGGCUGAAAGAGCAUCCCCGGAGCCAGAACUGCAGCUCAGGCCUUACCAAAUGGAAGUUGCCCAACCAGCCUUGGAAGGGAAAAAUAUCAUCAUAUGCCUUCCUACAGGGAGCGGGAAAACCAGAGUGGCCGUUUACAUUGCCAAGGAUCAUUUGGACAAGAAGAAAAAAGCAGCUGAGCCUAGAAAAGUUAUAGUUCUUGUCAAUAAGGUACCAUUAGUUGAACAGCUCUUCCGCAAAGAGUUCAAUCCAUUUUUGAAGAAAUGGUAUCGUGUUAUUAGAUUAAGUGGUGACACCCAACUGAAAAUAUCAUUUCCAGAAGUUGUCAAAUCCUAUGAUGUUAUUAUCAGUACAGCUCAAAUCCUUGAAAACUCCCUUUUAAACUCAGAAAAUGGAGAAGAUGCUGGUGUCCUGUUGUCAGACUUUUCCCUCAUUAUCAUUGAUGAAUGUCAUCACACCAACAAAGAAGCCGUCUAUAACAACAUCAUGAGGCGUUAUUUAAAACAGAAGUUGAAAAACAGUAGACUCCAGAAAGAAAAGAAACCAGUGAUUCCCCUACCUCAGAUACUGGGACUAACAGCUUCACCUGGUGUUGGAGGAGCCAAAAAGCAAGCCAAAGCUGAAGAACACAUUUUAAAAAUAUGUGCUAAUCUUGAUGCAUUUACAAUUAAAACCGUGAAAGAAAAUCUAGAUCAACUGAAAGACCAAAUAAAGGAGCCAUGCAAGAAGUUUGCAAUUGCAGACGACACCAGAGAAGAUCCAUUUAAGGAGAAACUUCUAGAAAUAAUGACAAAGAUUCAAACUUAUUGCCAAAUGAGUCCAAUGUCAGAUUUUGGAACUCAACCCUAUGAACAAUGGGCCAUUCAAAUGGAAAAAAAAGCUGCAAGAGAAGGAAAUCGCAAAGACCGUGUUUGUGCAGAACAUUUGAGGAAAUACAAUGAAGCCCUACAAAUUAAUGACACAAUCCGAAUGAUUGAUGCAUAUAAUCACCUUGAAACUUUCUAUAAUGAUGAGAAAGAGAAGAAGUUUGCAGUCCUAGAAGAUGAUAGUGAUGAGAGUGGUGAUGAUGAUUGUUCCAGUGAUAAAGAUGGGGAUGAUUUAAAGAAAUCUUUGAAACUGGAUAAGACAGAUAGAUUUCUCAUAACUUUAUUUUUUGAAAACAAGAAAAUAUUGAAGACACUGGCUGAAAACCCAGAACAUGAAAAUGAAAAGCUGGCCAAAUUAAGAAACACCAUAAUGGAACAAUAUACUAGGACUGAGGAAUCAGCACGAGGAAUAAUUUUCACAAAAACACGACAGAGUGCAUAUGCCCUUUCCCAAUGGAUUACUGAAAAUGAAAAAUUUGCAGAAGUAGGAGUCAAAGCCCAUCAUCUGAUUGGAGCUGGACACAGCAGUGAGUUUAAACCUAUGACACAGAAUGAACAAAAAGAAGUCAUUAGCAAAUUUCGUACUGGAAAAAUAAAUCUGCUUAUCGCUACCACAGUGGCAGAAGAAGGUCUGGAUAUCAAAGAAUGUAAUGUAGUUAUCCGUUAUGGUCUCGUCACUAAUGAAAUAGCCAUGGUCCAGGCCCGUGGUCGAGCCAGAGCUGAUGAGAGCACCUAUGUCAUAGUUGCCCACAGCGGUGCGGGAGUUAUUGAACGUGAGACAGUUAAUGAUUUCCGAGAGAAGAUGAUGUAUAAAGCAAUACACCAUGUUCAAAAUAUGAAACAAGAGGAGUAUGCUCAUAAGAUUUUGGAAUUACAGUUACAAAGUAUAAUGGAAAAGAAAAUGAAGAUCAAGAGAAGUAUCGCAAAAUAUUACAAGGACAACCCAUCACUAAUAACUUUCCUUUGCAAAAACUGCAGUGUGCUAGCCUGUUCUGGGGAAGAUAUCCAUGUGAUUGAGAAGAUGCAUCAUGUCAACAUGACACCAGCAUUCAAGGAACUCUACAUUGUGAGAGAAAACAAAGCACUGCAAAAGAAGUUUGCUGACUAUCAAACAAAUGGCGAGAUUAUCUGCAAGUGUGGCCAGCCUUGGGGAACGAUGAUGGUGCACAAAGGCUUAGAUUUGCCUUGUCUCAAAAUAAGGAAUUUUGUAGUAGUUUUCAAAAAUAAUUCACCAAAGAAACAAUACAAAAAGUGGGUGGAAUUACCUAUCACAUUUCCUGAUCUUGACUAUUCAGAAUAUUGUUUGUUUAGUGAUGAGGAUUAGCAUUUGAUUCAAGAUUUUUAAAAAAUAUUAACAUUUAAUAUGAUUUUGAUUAAUGUUUUCAUUAUACUACAGAACUGAUGUGAGAAUUAAUAAAAUCAUUGCUUUACUCUCCCUGCACUCUUUAAGGACACACAAUAUACCAUGCUUUCAAUUUCCCAUCUUGCUGGUGGGUGGAGGUAAGGCAAAUCUACCAAUAAUGUUCAUUAGUGUGCAGCUUUAUAGUCCUGUGGAGAGAAUGCUGGAGUAUAAAUGAGAAUCCAAGGUACCAAUCUCAGUUCUGUCACUGAUUUUCCAGUAAAAUAAGGUAAAUCAGUUCAUCUUUCUGAACAAGUCUUCCUAUUGGUGAAAUGGCUAUGACAUUAUCUGCCUUUGCUUUUCUAAGACUUCUAUUUCUGUAUAAAAAAUUGCCACAAAUUUAUUGGCUUAAAACAACACAUGUUUGUUAUAGCACAUGUUCUAUAGGUCAGAGGUCUGGACAGGGUCCUCUGCUCAGGCUCUCACAAGGGUGUGAAGUCAUGGGGUCAGCCAGACUAUGUUCUCAUCUGGAGGUACUAGGGAAGAAUCCACUUUCAAGCUCAUUCAAAUUGUUGGCAGAACCCGUUUCCUUGCAGCUGUCUGACUAGGAUUCUUGUUUUCUUUCUGGCUGUUUUCUGGGGAUUGCUGUCAGCUGCUAGGAACACCUUUACUGCACAACCUGCUUAUAGCCCUUUCCAAGCACAGAUAUUUGCUCCUUCAAAGCCAGCAAGAAAUCACUCUCUCCAGUUUGCAAAGACAGAGUCUUAUAUAACUUAACUGUAAUUGGAGGAGUGACUAUCCCAUCAUGUCCAUAUAUCCUGCCCACACUCAGGACAAGGGGAUUAUUCAGAGCAGCAGGUGGGAAUCUUGGGGGCCAUCUUAGAAUUCUGCCUCCCACACAGCUUUCCCAGUCUUUGUGAUUAAAUGCCACAUGUAUCCAUAGAAAAGCACUUUAAAAAAUAUAAAGCACCAUAAAAGACAUGGCAUUAUUAAGAAGCAGCAUCAAGUAGUUUAAGGCUGGCUUACUUGGCCUUCUCCUCCACAAACAUAACAUUAUGCUGGAAAACUACCUAAUAACAGAGUAAUGGGUAAAUGAUAUUACCCGUGCCUAUGGAGAGCAGCUUACCUUCCAGUCUAGGGUUUUGCACAGGGCACAGGACUUCACAGGGAUCAGAUACUAAAUGUUAUUAGAGAAUAAAGAGCAAAUGGCUGCCUCCACCCCUUCCCAGUCCCAGGAGGAAGAGUAACCUCUUGGUGGCUGUGACAUUUUCUGUGCUUCUGAACAAAGUACUAUCAUUUGGAGAUGGAUACAGGGCCAAAAGUCUGCACUACAGAACAUGCUUACAGUAGACAAACAGCCUCUUUUGGCAUGGAAGAGCCACAUGACUGAGACAAAAACCACAACUGACCAAGUCUCACAGAUGGCUUGCUCCACGCAAACAGUUACUUCCUGUGACUAAAGAGAAACAAAAUAUUGGAGCAAGUGAAAAGAAAAUUCUUCUGUAGCUCUGAUGGGUUAAUUGAGUUCAAUAUUAAAGAAGUCUUGAAACUUUUCCUGAUAAGACCUAAGCAAAGAAGAAUAUUAACUAAUUUGAGCUCUUGGGAAUUCAAGAGGACAAAAGAAGAUUGUAGUUUUCUUAAAAUACUAUAAAAAACUCAAGCUGAUUCCAUUAAAAGUAUUGCUGUCUUCUAGAAUGUUUUGGAAACUAUGCAAGAAACCAAAUGCAUAAAUAGCUAAAUGUAUUACUAUAACAUAUGUAGACUGUUUUUGAGGUGUCAACAAAUAUCACGUUUUUCAUCUAUGUUUUCCAGUAAUUUUUUCCAAUAUAAAAGUGUUAUUUCUAAUUUAAA
Messenger RNA from Galeopterus variegatus (Sunda flying lemur), 4941 nucleotides. RefSeq names its product interferon induced with helicase C domain 1 (gene IFIH1). Gene Ontology annotation, biological process: innate immune response; response to virus; positive regulation of interferon-beta production. Lineage: Eukaryota; Metazoa; Chordata; Mammalia; Dermoptera; Cynocephalidae. Bases 1 to 3075 code for a protein of 1024 amino acids. Gene Ontology annotation, molecular function: DNA binding; ATP binding; single-stranded RNA binding. Gene Ontology annotation, cellular component: cytoplasm. The transcript is spliced from 16 exons. The record is from RefSeq and is a predicted model, not a curated record.